Molecule: messenger RNA, 1342 nt
Organism: Brachypodium distachyon (stiff brome)
Lineage: Eukaryota; Viridiplantae; Streptophyta; Magnoliopsida; Poales; Poaceae
Product: vacuolar iron transporter homolog 5
Exons: 1
Coding region: 281-961 (226 amino acids)
Biological process (GO): intracellular manganese ion homeostasis
Cellular component (GO): membrane
Molecular function (GO): iron ion transmembrane transporter activity; manganese ion transmembrane transporter activity
Source: RefSeq, a predicted model, not a curated record
AGGGCGGCAUGAAAGCUAAAACCCCUUUCCAAUUCCAUGGAGAGACACCCAAAAAGAAGAAGAAGAAGAAGAAGAAGAAGAGCGGCAUGCCCACACGCAACGAAGACCCCGGCCCCUGCACUACUAUAAAUCACGGCAAGGGAGCGUGUGCCCUCCACACUACUCCUUCCUCCUCCCUGCUAACCCCUUCCUGCCUGCUGCGUGCCACCACACACCACACCACUGCACUCCCAUCUCCAUCCAUCACCAAAUCAAGAACUCUGCAAUUUUUAAGAUCGCCAUGGCCGUGAACGACGCCACCAACAACAACAAGAUGGUCGUCUCCGACGCCGAGAACCCCCCAACGGCGGCGAUGGCAGCGAUGAACAAGUGCGACGGAGGCGGCAUGGAAGUCGACGAGUCGGACCUGGCGGGGCGGGCCAACUGGCUGCGGGCGGCGGUGCUGGGCGCCAACGACGGGCUAGUCUCCACGGCGUCGCUGAUGCUGGGCGUGAGCGCCGUGAAGCACGACGUGAGGGCCAUGGUGGUCUCCGGCUUCGCGGGCCUGCUGGCGGGGGCCUGCAGCAUGGCUAUCGGGGAGUACGUCUCGGUCUGCUCGCAGCGGGACGUCGAGCUGGCCCAGCAGGCCCAGCUGGCCCGCGACGGCGGCAAGGAAGGCGGCGAGGACCAGGAGGCCCAGGCCCUUCCCAGCCCGGCCCAGGCCGCGGCCGCCUCGGCCCUGGCCUUCUCCGUCGGCGCCCUGCUGCCGCUGCUCGCUGCCGGGUUCAUCGUGGGCUACAAGCUGCGGGUGGCCGUCGUGGUCGCCGUGGCGGCCCUGGCGCUGGCGGGGUUCGGGUAUGUCGGGGCCGUGCUGGGCCGGGCCCCCGUCGCCAAGUCCUGCGCCAGGGUCGUCGCCGGUGGGCUCGCCGCCAUGGCCGUCACCUUUGGGCUCAUGAGGCUCUUCCGGGCCACCGGCAUCUGAUAUAUAAGAUGGAGCUUCAAAGUUCAAAGCUCUGUGUUGUUGCGUGCUUCCUGGCGCAAUAUCUUCUUCAUAUCGAUCGUACGUAUACGUCCUCCAUCCAUGGCAUGCUUUUCUCGUGAGCUCUGAGAGGCCGUGUAUUGCUCUCCUUGAUCACUGAGAUCGGUGCAUGUAAUGCAUGCAUGCAUGCUUCUUAAUUUUCUAGUUAAUGAUCGUCCAUACUUAAUUAUUGUCGUUGCAUGCCAUGCCAUGGCUGCAAAUGACUGUAUGUGUAACAUUACUUACUUACUGCUUUGACUGGCAUGCGGAAGUGGCCGGCCAGCAGCUGGUUGUUGUAACAAGGCAAGUUUUAUAUAUGCUGAUUUAAUUCCAUCCAGUUUAAUA